AUGCAGCUCAUCCAGUUCGCCCUGCUCGCCCUCAUGGAGACGCAGAAGGCGGAAUCCGCUGGAGUGCAGAUAGACUUUUCAGUGGCCCUGGAAUGCCUCCAUCAGCUCUCCAACGACCUGCUCGCACUAUCACCAGGAGGCAUGUACGUGCAUAGCUACGACCGCGUCCUUGGGACGGAGUUUACGAUGUUGCGUUCAGCCAUCAAGAGCGCACCCGACAGCAACUGGACAUCUUGUGAAUUCGAUUUCCAGAUCGCGAAAGUGCCAGCAUCUGGUCCCAUCUUCAUCAGCUCCGCCUUGAUCCACGACAAGAUCCGAUAG
Anthostomella pinea is the source of this 321-nucleotide messenger RNA. NCBI's taxonomy places the organism in Eukaryota, Fungi, Ascomycota, Sordariomycetes, Xylariales, Xylariaceae. The record is from the annotation of a GenBank genome assembly.